Messenger RNA from Gryllus bimaculatus (two-spotted cricket), 845 nucleotides. Lineage: Eukaryota; Metazoa; Arthropoda; Insecta; Orthoptera; Gryllidae. The record is from the annotation of a GenBank genome assembly.
CACGCGUCGCAGCUGCGAGGGCCGCGGGAGGGGGCCAUUACUGCUUAAGGGUCAUUCAGCUCAAUCGGUGGCGACGGGGGCGCUGCCUGCCAGCACGCUCGGCCCUUCCCCUGCCUUCUCAGAAGGCAUCCAACUGCUAAAAUAGGGCUCCGUGCUCCGCCUUCGCCUCCGCGUCCUCCGCCUUCGCCGCCGCCAUGAGCCGCCUCGCGCUGUCGCUGCUGGCCCUCGCGCUCCUGGCGCUGGCCGCGCGCGCCGCAGAGCCCAAGUACACCAACAAGUUCGACAACAUCGACAUCGACCGCAUCCUCGGCAACGAGCGCGUGCUCACCAGCUACAUCCGAUGCAUGAUGGAGGAGGGGCCCUGCACCAACGAGGGACGCGAACUCAGGAACGCAGAAGUAUCUAUACCACCUCUGUCAGUAUUAAAAGAAAAAAUAUUGUAUCGUAAAAGGUUAAGAAGUAAUGCUCCUACCAAGAAUUUAACUAAGCAGACAUAUGCCUGUCUAAAACCCAUAAUAAAAGUUAAAACUGUGGCUUUCAGUAGACCAGAUAUGGUUUUGAUUGACAGGGACAAGAAAGAAGCUGUGCUUGUUGAUAUUGCCUUACCGUUGACACGCAACCUAAAAAAAGCAAAGGCCGAGAAAAUUACUAAGUAUGAAGAUCUUGAUACGGGCUGCACCAAGUGCAACGAGAAGCAGAAGACGCUGGCCGAGAAGGUGAUCAAGCACCUCACGGCGGCGCGCAAGGCCGACUGGGAGCGGCUGGCCGCCAAGUACGACCCCGAGGGGCUGUACAAGCAGCGCUACGCCGAGCUGCUCGCCACCGUCACGCCGCCCUCCGCGUAG